Messenger RNA from Parnassius mnemosyne (clouded apollo), 6524 nucleotides. Lineage: Eukaryota; Metazoa; Arthropoda; Insecta; Lepidoptera; Papilionidae. The record is from the annotation of a GenBank genome assembly.
GUGCAUUGUAAUAUUUUUGAAAACUCGGGUUUGUUGCUGAAAAAGUGAAUUCAAUUAUAUUAAAGCUAAUGGAAACAGGAAUGGCCUUUAGUGAAGUUUGUAGAAUUUGCUUAUGCGUUAAUGUACGCAUGUUUGUACUAAAGAAGACUAGUCUCCGAAAUUUGUAUAAAACAUUGACGAACAGUUUUGUAAGUUUGUUAACAUUUCCUAAUAUUGCAAAUUGAAGUUGCGGUAAUUUGUUGCAAAUAUUUUCAGAUGGAUGCGGAUGAGGAGCCCAUAAUUGUCUGUUUCACCUGUCAUGCAAGACUCAUUCGUUGCAGAACAGUACAACAACAGGCUAUUGCGUCAAAAGCAGUUCUGGAGCAGUUGCUUGCAGGAGGAUCCAUGUCAAUACCAAAACCGCAUGAGGCUAGAGAUACGAUUCAAUUCACACCAAUUAGCCAUAUAGAUAUCAGGGCAGUAGAGUGUGAUAUAGAAAAUGAUUGUAAGAACGAUAUGUUUAGCCUUGAAUUUGUUAAAGUUGAGGAACAGAAUUUCGAAAAUGAGAAUCCCAAAUUUGAAGAAAGUGCGAAUCAUGAAACAGAAACUUCUGAGAAGAUUAAAUCAAAUUCUGCUGAUUGUAACAUAAACGAUGUUCGUGAAGAAAAUCUCGAUUUUGAAUGUGAUGGUUGUAGUAAAAAAUUUUCAACAAAAGACAUUCUCGCCAAACACAUUAAAAAAGAUAAUCAACCAAUUAAUAAAAAAGGAAAGCAUCCUGCAAAGAUAAUGAAAAAGAAAAUGUUGAUGCAAAAAAGUGUAAAUAUACUUAAGAAAAAAACAUCAGGGACAUCAACUAAAUACAUUUUUGAAUGUGAUGGUUGUAGUAAAAAAAUUUCAACAAAAGACAUUCUCGCCAAACACAUUUCAUACAGUCAUAAGACGCAAAAGAACUCAGACACCACUGCAGUUGGAACACAAGUUGAACAUACUCCAGUACCACAACAAACAGAAAUAUUUAAUUGUGAUAUUUGCGAAUUCAAAACAACUCAACAACGUCGCAUUUUGGCACAUCUUAAAGCGCACGUCGCUAAACAAAUGUACUGUUGUAAUAAUUGUGAAUAUAAAUGUAUUAAAAAAAGUGAGUUGCAAACACAUAUGAAAAUACAUACCGGAGUAAAACCUUUUUCGUGUAAUAUCUGUGAAUAUAGAUGUAUUACAAAAAGUAGUUUGCAAAAACAUAUGAAAAUACAUACCGGUGAAAAACCUGUGUCGUGUCAUAUUUGUGAAUAUAGAUGUAUUACAAAAAGUAAUUUCCUAAGACAUAUGAAAAUACACACCGGUGAAAAACCUUUUUCGUGUAAUAUCUGUGAAUAUAGAUGUAUUAGAAAAAGUAGUUUGCAAACACAUAUGAAAAUACAUACUGGAGAAAAAUCUGUUUCGUGUAAUAUCUGUGAAGAUAGAUUUAUUAGAAAAUGUGAUUUGCAAACACAUAUGAAAAUACAUACUGGAGAAAAACCUUUUUCGUGUAAUAUCUGUGAAUAUAGAUGUACUAGAAAAAGUGAUUUGCAAACACACAUGAAAAUACAUACCGGAGAAAAACCUUUUUCGUGUAAUAUCUGUGAACAUAGGUUUAUUAGAAAAUGUGAUUUGCAAACACAUAUGAAAAUACAUACUGGAGAAAAACCUUUUUCGUGUAAUAUCUGUGAAUAUAGAUGUAUUACAAAAAGAAAUUUCCAAAGACAUAUGAAAAUACACACCGGUGAAAAACCUUUUUCGUGUAAUAUCUGUGAAUACAGAUGUAUUACAAAAAGUUGUUUGCAAAGACAUAUGAAAAUACACACUGGAGCAAAUUCUUUUUCGUGAGCUAUCUGGUAAAAUCAGGGCUCGGAAACCGGUUCAUAUUCUUAACCGGUUCCGGUCAUUGAUCCCAAAACCGGUUUUCGCGGAAUACUGGUUUUCUCAAAUUCAGGUUUAGGUAGUAAAAAUUAACCGGUUAAAACCAAGUUUUGUAAUGUCCCCCGUCCCCCUUACCUCGCUUGCAACUUUGUAAGGCUACCCUGUUUUUAAUUCACGAGGCUUUUAGACACACAUACUCGUACGAUAUAUUCAUUGCAUCAACGCGACUGCCUUGUAACGUACUCUCUCAUAUUUUUUCAUCUUAGAACUUACAUCUUCUGUUAUUUAUAAUACGAUCGUUGCUGUGUUUCAAUUAAUUAUGCGUUAUCUUUACUUUAAAAUUAAGUUUCGAUAUCAAGUUAAAUUUGGCCUUAUAUAUUUAAAUUAAUUUUAAUUAUAUUUAACGUUUUCUAUUAAAAUUACGCAUUCAUCUUUAGUUCAAUGUCAUUAGUUUUAGUAGUAUAUCGCAAUAAAUGAACUUUCUUAACAGAAUACGAUAUUUUUAAAAGCUUAUUCUUUUAAAAAUAUCGUGUUUUUUUAAAUUCAAAAGCUCGUGAUUAGGACCAACCUCUACCUCCGUUUUUGCAAAAUCAAUAAUGACCACUUCUGAGGUGUAAAGUUUAACUAGAAGUCAUGUCUAAACACGAUAAAAAAUUAUUUGUUAUUUUCAGAGAAUUCUAACAAAAGAAAUUACCAUUUUUCACAUCUCAUUAGUGAGGAAUUGGAGGUAGUCCACCGCAUACACCUACUCUCUCCGUCGGAACCAACCCUCCUCCUUUCUCAUCCGGGCUUGGGACCGGCAAUGGCGGAGUUUUCAGUUCAUGUUAUAUGUAAAUAUUUGGAUAUUUUCUAUACAUAUUAAUCCGGGCCCUACUGAUAACAUAUUAAACAUAUGAAAUAAAUGUUUAUUAUUAUUUGGGUUAUCUAUAAAGUUUUCUCAUCUGGUUCGGCUGUUUAAAUAUAUAAUUGUAAACGAAAGAACAGAUAUAAACAUACAUAAAUAUAAAAAAAUACCUAAAUAUAUAAAAACCCAACCAGAUGGAAGCCAGGGGAGACCAAACGGCCAAGUGUUAGGGGGAAAGGGAAAGAAACCGGCGGAUGAUGCGGGCGGUAUUUAGGAGCACUGCCUUCUGCAUUUGAGCUUGGAGCGAUCCGUCACGGAGUCCCAGUCGCCUCAGAUGACCCAAGAGGCUGACUGGGAUUAACCCGUUCGCAAAAACGACCACAGGAAUAAUUUCGGCCGGCAAACCACCCCACAUGUCGGUCACCUCGUGAGCCAGGUCCAGAUAUUUUGUCAGCUUAUCUGUUUCGGCUUUCACGAGGUUCUCGUCAUAAGGAAUGAUAAUGUCGACCAAAAAUAUCCUUGACUGUGCCCGGUCCAUCAGCACAAUAUCAGGCUUAUUCGCAAGAAUAGUCCUGUCUAUGAUGAUGGCCCGGUCCCAGUAGAGUUCAUUUUCGAGCACGGCUUCCGGCAAGUACUAAUAUGGUUUUUCAGUUUCAGUUUUCAGUUUCCGAUCCACGAGACCGUAUUUCAGAGCGAGCUCCUGGUGUAGAAUCCUGGCUACUAGGUUGUGUCUGUGCAAAUAUUCAGAGUUAGAAAGCGCCGAACAACCGGAGAUGACAUGCCUAAGUGACUUACCGGGAUGGCGACAAGCUCGACAGAUGUCGACGGAGCCAUCCUUUAGGAUGUGUUUCCGAUAACAAGGUUCUACAAGGCUCAUGAAGAGCCUUGUAGAACCUCCCGUGGAGCUCCUCCUUCCAUACGGUCUCCCGGUCGGAAAUGCUUUGUACUGCCGGGUCUUGCCAUUGCUCGUUGGUUAAGGAUAGAGGAGUUAGCCCUUUAUCACAAGAAAUAACGUCCCUAUAGUAUGGAUCAUCCGUUCUCGUCAGAAAGUAAUUACGGAGGCUGCACACUUCGCGAUUAUGUAUGGUAAGUGUGGCAUACCACCUUUAAAUAAAUUUGAAUGUUAUUAUUGUUUAAUAAAAAUAAAUACAUUUUAUCUAUAAAAUCACAUUUUCAAAAUUCUAUAUUAACUAAAUCAUAUAAAUUAUAAUAAAUAUUUUUGUAUAAAUUCAGUAGCUAAAACAAUAUAACAUUUUAAUUAUUAAAUCUUAAGAAAUUCUACUUACCAACUUCUCCGUAUGAAUCGUUAGUUAAAUUGUUAACAAUAUUUUUCUAUUGAAGUACUUGUGUCCGCUUCACCGGUCAAGUGCAUUAGAUAUUGAAUUAAGGAUGAUUCACGCUACAACGUGUCGCCACCGGGCCAUGCCCGGCCGGGACACGUCCACCGUGCGCUGGCCGGGCCAGUCAUUCAUGUUACACCGGGCUGUUUACACGACCGUGGCUUAUGCACGACUCUGUGUUAUGUGGUUUUUGUCAGCUAGUGAUUUCAUCUGUCGAUAAACUUCACGCUUACAUAAAUAUGCAAUUUUCACAAUUUGAAUUGGCAGCUAUUGCAAUUGCCAUCGAUGAUGAAGUAUUGGAAAAACGAAGCGAAACUACUAAAAGAAGAUGGGGUGUACAUCCAACCUGGAGAAAGCGAGAAGCAGGAGAAUUUGCUUUAUUUUACAAAGAAUUAAUAGAUGAUGAGAGCAAGUUUUAUGGUUAUUUUAGAAUGUCUAAAGAAUGCUUUACUUUUUUACUUGAAAAAGUAAAACCAGACCUAACCAAAAAAAUUACAAGAUUUCAAAAGCCUAUAUCGAACGAUUAGCAGUCUGCAUCAGGUAAAUAAUAAAUUGAUAUGCACUAAAUCACAUAGUAUUUAAAAAUGUAGUAUUACAAAUUGACCCAUCUCACAACCAUCUAUCAGAGCUGGUUGUAAGAUGGGUCGAUUUUUUCUAAAUACUUCAUUUUCAAUUUUUUAAUAAUCAAAAUUGCAUUGUGAAUGAAAAAAAGUAAAAAUUUAAAUAAUUUGCAUAGUAUUUAUUCAUUUCAUUAGUCUGCCGUGAACUCUGAAAAUAAAGUAGACAAAUUAUUAGAUUCCAAAGGCGUAAGUUCCGAAGGCGAAGGUUCCGAAGGCGUAGGUUCGUAGGCGUUGAUUCCGGUGUUGGCGUUGGUGUAGUCGUUAUACCAGAACCAACAGAAGAAAUGUGGCGUAAAAUUGCCGAAGAUUUUGAAAAGCUUAGAGGUUUUCCAAAUUGUAUAGGCGCAUUGGAUGGAAAACAUUUUGUUAUUGAAGCCCCAGCCAAUAGUAGUUCUAUAUAUUUUAAUUAUAAACACACAUUCUCAAUUGUUUUAUUGGCGUUAGUGGACGCAUGCUACAAAUUUAUUGCAGUUGAUGUUGGCGCUUACGGACGAAACAGUGAUGGUGGCAUUUUUGCACAAUGUAAUCUUGGAAAACGUUUAGAAAAUGGGACGCUUCAUGUACCUAUUGGUAAAAAUUUACCCGGUUCCUCUACGUUUGCAUCAUAUGUAAUAGUUGGUGAUGAAGCGUUUCCUUUGAAAACAUACCUAAUGCGACCGUAUCCAGGACACCAAGCAACAGGUGACGCUAAUAAAACGAAUUUCAAUCAUAGACUGUCUUUGGCCCGGCGACUAGUCGAAAAUGCUUUUGGUAUUUUGACACAAAGAUUUAGAAUAUUUCAAAGAAGAAUGAAACUUGCUCCAGAAAAUGUUGAUUACAUUAUUCUAUCUACAUGCGUACUGCAUAAUUUUUUAUGCGAACAAAAAGAUUACACAGGGCUUAUCAAUCAUAGUGCACAAAAUGCGCAACCACAUUUAUUAAAUCCAUUGAGCGUUCAACCAGGAAGACCGGCUAAUGAUGCAUUUGCGGUAAGAGAAACGUUUAAAGAAUAUUUAGCGUCAACAGCGGGACGUAAUUUUAUAGGACAACAGUAUCAAGAAUAAAUACAUACUUACACUAUAAUAUACUUCUUAUAAUUUACCUAACAUAUUCUAAAAUACCUACUAAAAACCGAUAAUCCCACUCACAUGUACUUACAUGUUGUCGUAAAGUAAUUAGUGACACUUGAAUAACUAUUAUAAAUGUAAAUUGAAAUAAAAGUUACAACUUACCAGAUUGUUUUAUUUCUUCCGAAAUGGUUUUCCAAAUAAUAUUUUUGUAUUUGUUAUCUAAAUACUUGAGGAUGGCUCAUAUCGUAAAUCACAGGGUACUUGCGCACACAUUCUAAUAAUUUUUCACCGUCCAUUUUGCUGUUGAGCUGCUCACUUCACUAAGAUUUGACGUUGACUGCUCUCCGGGCGCCCGGGCGCAUAUGUUCAUGUUACAACGUGUCGGGGCCGGACCGUGCCGGAGCCGGGAAACAAUACCCACCGACAUUUCAACGCCGUGCCCCGGCCGAGUCCCGGUGGCGUACGGCCGGGGCACGGCCGGGCCACGGUCAGGCAUGAAUCGCUUCAUACAAAAAGUACACCAUAAUGUUUGACCGUGCCCCGGCCGCGCCACGUUGUAGUGUGAAUCAUCCUUAAGUAAUGAGAUGCAUUCGCUGCGGUAGCUCGUGCCACGCUCGCCCAUAAUUACUCCGCGAAUUAUUGAAAAUCCUGUGUAGUAUUUAAAAAUAUUCGCGUACUUAGUUUAAAUUGUCUAGUGUUGUGCGUAUAAAUAAAAACUAUUACAAAAUUCGUGUACUGAAUGAGACUGCUGUAUGUGAUAUAACUGUGUAUGCAAUAAACAAUAACUUUAUUAACU